GGGCGGGACUUCCGGCCUCCUCCUUGUGGCGGCCAUUUUGCUGCUCUCGGGCGUGCCGGGGCGGGACCGAAGUGACGGAACUGUCAAGGCUCAGGAGUCGUUGUCCCCACGGCGGAGAGGCGGGUCCGCGGCUCGGCGACGACGCCGCUCGAGCUGUCCCGCGGCGGGUGUCUGCUCCUCUUUCGCCGCUCUGGGCCCCGCUCCGCCCACAGAGUCCGAUGGCGGCGGCCGCGCGCAGGCACCCGGCUCAGGAUAGUGUGUCCUUUGAGGAUGUUGCUGUGUACUUCUCCUGGGAGGAGUGGAGGCUCCUUGAUGAAGCUCAGAGAUGCCUGUACCACGAUGUGAUGCUGGAGAACUUUGCACUUAUAUCCUCACUGGGUUGCUGCUGUGGAGCAGAGGAUGCAGAGGCACCCCUUGAACAGAGCGUUUCUGUAGGUGUGUCACAGGCCAGCACGCCCAAGGCAGCUCUGUCUUCCCGGAAGACCCACCCCUGUGAGAUGUGUGGUCCGGUCUUGAGAGACAUUUUCCACUUGGCUGAGCACCAGGGAAAGCCAAGCAGCCAGAAACUGUUGAGGUGUGGGGCAUGCACAAAACGAUUUUAUUUCAGCGUAAACUUUCAGCAGCAGCCAGAGCAGCACACGGGAGUGAAACCAUUCAGAAGCAGUGUGGACAGGACCUCUUUUGUGAAGAGCUGUGGAUUCCAUGAUUCAGGAAAGCCCUUUACCUGUGGAGAGAUUGAGAAAGACUUCCUGCCUGGCUCAGGGCAUCUGCAACAAGGGGCCAUUCAUACUGGAGAAAAGCUAAACACAAUCAGCCAGUGCAGGGCAACUAUACAGAGCAGAAAAAGUCAUUACACCUGGGGAGAAUGCAAGAAAGCCUUCGGUCCCAAACACAUGCUUUCUCAGGACCAGUGUUUUGUGUGCAGUGAAUGUGGGAAAACAUUCAGCUACAAAUCUUCAUUUGUUAUCCACCAGAGAUUGCAUACUGGAAAAAGGCAUCAUGAGUUUGAUGAAUGUGGAAAAUCCCUUCAGCAAAGCUCAGCCCUCAGUCAGCAUGGAAAGACUCACUCCGGAUCCAGGCAAUACAAGUGCAGCAAAUGUGGGAAAUCUUUAAGCCACAAAUCCGUUCUCAUUCAUCCCCAGCGAUGGCACGGUGGAGAAAACAGUUAUAUGUGUGGUGAAUGUGCAAAAUCUUUUAGUCAGAGCUCAGUGUUCAUUCCAUGUAGAGUUCAAACUGGAGAAAGGCCUUAUAAGUGUGGUGACUGUGCAAAAUCUUUUACCUCUAUCUCUGCCCUAAGUUAUCAUCAGAGAUCUCACACAGGGGAAAGGCCCUAUGAGUGCAGUGAAUGUGGGAAGUCUUUUAUCUCUAGGUCUGACCUCCGUUAUCAUCAGAGAGUUCAUUCUGGAGAGAGGCCUUAUGAAUGCAGUGAAUGUGGGAAAUCCUUUAUCACUCGUACUGCUCUCCGUUAUCAUCACAGGGUUCACACUGGGGAGAGGCCUUAUGAAUGCAGUGAAUGUGGCAAGUCCUUUACCCGAAGAAAUAACCUCAUUAUACACCUAAGAGUUCACUCAGGUGAAAGACCUUAUGAGUGUAGUGAAUGUGGGAAAUCUUUUACCUUUAGUUCCAGCCUGCGAUAUCACCACAGAGUUCACACUGGAGAAAGACCUUAUGAGUGUAGUGAAUGUGGGAAAUCUUUUAACAAUAGGUGGACACUCAUUCGACACCGGAGAAUUCACACAGGAGAAAAGCCGUAUGUGUGCAAUAAAUGUGGGAAAUCUUUUACCUGUAGCUCCACCCUACAGUAUCAUCAUCGAGGUCACCUUGGAGAGAGGCCUUAUGAGUGCAGUGAAUGUGGGAGAUCUUUUACUACUAGCUCUGCCCUCCGUUAUCACCAGAGAGUUCACACUGGAGAAAGGCCUUAUGAGUGUAACGAAUGUGGGAAAUCUUUUAUUUCUAGAUCUGACCUCCAUUAUCAUCAUAGAGUUCAUUCUGGAGAAAGGCCUUACGAGUGUAGUGAAUGUGGGAAAUCCUUUAUCCGAAGAAAUAACCUUAUUUUACAUCAGAGAGUUCACACAGGAGAAAGGCCUUACAAGUGUAGUGAAUGUGGGAAAUCUUUUAAUAAUAGGUGGACCCUGAUUCAACACCAGAGAGUUCACACAGGAGAAAAACCGUAUGUGUGCAAUGAAUGUGGGAAAUCUUUUACCUGUAGCUCCACACUUUGUUACCAUCAAAGAGUUCAUGAAGGUAAAAGGCCAUAUGAGUGCAGUGAAUGUGGGAAAUCUUUUACCUCCAGUUCUACCCUCCGUUACCAUCAGAGAGUUCACACAGGAGAGAGGCCUUACAAGUGCAGUGAAUGUGGGAAAUCUUUUACCUUUAGUGCCAGCCUUCGUUAUCAUCACAGAGUGCACAGUGGAGAAAGACCUUAUGAGUGCAGUGAAUGUGGGAAAUCCUUUAAGGAUAGAUCACAAUUCAAUAAACACCGGAGAACUCACACGGGAGAAAGGCCUUAUGAGUGCAGUGAAUGUGGGAAGACUUUUAGCCAAAAAUCUUCCCUGUCAAUACACCAGAGAAUUCAUAAUAGUGAACGGUCUUAUGAGUGUAGUGCUUGUGGGAAAUCCUUUACAUCUAUCUCUGGCCUUGGUUAUCAUCAUAGAGUUCAUAGAGGAGAAAAGCCUUAUCAGUGCAGUGAAUGUGGGAAAUCUUUUACCAACAGCUCCAUACUGAUUCGACACCAGAGAGUUCACACAGGAGAAAGACCUUAUGUGUGCAGUGAAUGUGGGAAGUCUUUUACCAGUAGCGCUACCCUCUCUUACCAUCAGAGAGUUCAUGCAGGGAAAAGGCCUUACGAAUGCAGUGAAUGUGGGAAGUCUUUUACUUCCAGUUCCACUCUUCGUUAUCAUCAAAGAGUUCAUGCAGGAGACAGGCCUUAUGGGUGUAGUGAAUGUGGGAAAUCUUUUAUCUCUAGCUCCAAGCUACGUUACCAUCAGAGAGUUCACACUGGAGAAAGGCCUUAUGAGUGCAGCGAAUGUGGAAAAUCCUUCAGGGAUAGUUCCCAAUUCAGUCAACACCGGAGAGGUCACACUGGAGAAAGGCCUUAUGAGUGCAGUGAAUGUGGGAAAUUUUUUACACGAAAAUCUACACUCUCCCAACAUCAGAGAGUUCACACUAGAGAAAGGCCUUAGGUGUGCGGGGAAUGUUCAAUUUCCUAUCCACUGUAACAACUCUGGAGGGAGCUUUGAGGAGUCCUCUAUCUGGACUGAAUCUCAGACAUCUAAACAUGCUCAGUGGGGAGAUCCCUUGUAAGUUUCAUUGACAUGGUAAGCUUGUGUAAAUAUGUUGCACUUGCCAUACUGUUCAGGGCUCUUUCCAGAUUUAGGUCACAGCUAGAUCUUGUGCCCAAAGCCUGUUCUCCUCUACCGCCUGGCAGGUCCCCAAGGUGUGUAUUAGUUUACCACCACAGUGUGUUCAGGGAGGCUGACCUUUGUUCCCUCAUGAAUUGGAGCAAAUUAGGAGUAACCUGAGCCCUUAGGGGUCAGCUUCCCCAUCUUGACUACCUUCAGCCUGAACCUGAAUCAUUGAUGACCCAGAGAGUAUGAGUUUGGCUGGCAGCUUACAGAGAAUAACUACCUUUUUCAGGAACAUGAUGGUCUCCUGUGAUACUUGUGAGAUGUUUUUCCAGUUUCCAAGUCACAAACUUGAGAGUGGUCUGCUGAACAUUGCUUUGGCUUAAACAAUAAUCAAGGCCCUUUUUUUUUUAAUGUUUAUUUUUUAGAGAGAGCACACACGAAUGGGAGAGGGCCAAGAGAGAGAGAAUCUGGAGCAGGUUCCAGGUUCUGAGCUGUCAGCACAGAGCCCUAUGUGGGGCUCAAACCCACAAAACAUAAGAUCAUGAGCUGAGCCAAAGUCAGAUGCUGAACCAACUGAGCCACCCACGUGCCCCUCGAGGCCUUACUUUUUAAAUCCUUUUUAAUCUUGAAUGUUCUACUUACUCUGUGGGGUGGUUUAUAAACAGAUUUGGGCUCAACAACCAUUAGAGGGUGAACUUUUUAGGAGUCUCAAAUUGUCCAUGCCUGAGGAGGGAGAGGAUGAUGGCAGAAAGUAGGUUGCCAGCCUUGACCAAAUCUGUAUCACUGCCCCACAACCUCUGAAAAACUGCAGGGCUUUCUGGUUUUCAUUUGAGGUCUGGAUGCUUUGUGUUUUAGGAGUCUCAGUGAUGACCCCAAGCAGGGGACAAGUGUGAGACCCUCAGAGGCUUUUGAAAGCAUGAAUUUUUCACUUACUCAGAGGAGCUAUCACAGGGGAUGUCAGUACUGUUGAGGUGUUUUCUUCCACAGCUCUGCAAACAGCCAUGUGCCCUGAUGUCCACAAUCCAUUGGGCCAGGGUCACUGGUUGUAAGACCACAGGCAUCUGGGGAAACCAUAAUUCAUAAAGAAACACUGGCUUAAAUAGGGAGUGGAGGAAACUGCAGCCAACUUGAUGGAAUGUGCCUCUUCUAAAAAUGUGUCCAGGAAAGUUUCUGUGACCAUGACUUUGCAGGAUCAGUGUGUACACAAAUCUCAGGACCUCCGGGCACAUUUAUCUUAUGUAGCUAAAGUAAUUGUCAGAGAAAAAAAUAAAAAUUAAAAUAAUCAAAAGGUUUUGUGGAUUCUGUGAUGUUUGCCUCAAAGCCGUUAUCACACAGACAGGAAAAGAAAAAAAAGAUAAAGGAGGAUCUAUAUUCCUGGGAUGUGGAGCAUUCCUGUUGACUUGUAUGGAAAUAUUAUUCACUGUUCUCCACAUUUGCUGCCACUGAGGUGAUACCCCCAUAGGCGUGGGGAAGAUUGAUGGAGUCAGUGUGCCAAACAGGUUGCCAAACCUGUUUUCCAAAAAGAGUGGGACAGUCUAUCUUGAGCUUUAUUCAAGAUACAGCCUACAUGUACUAACCUGCAUAUAUUUAAAGUAUAAUUUUAUAAGUUUUGACAUAGUUCUGAACCUCUAAAGCCAUCAUCAUAGUCCUGAUAAUAACCAUAUCUGUCACAGUAUGUUUACUUAGGUCCUUUUAUAAUCUUUGCAUCCCACCUCUGUAGGUAACCAUUUGUUUCUCCUACAAUAGACAGAUUGAGUUUAUGUUUGGAAUUUAUGUGUCACAAUUACUUAGAGACUCAUCAAUGAUACCAUGUGAGUAGUGGGUUUUAUUCGUUUUUGCCAAGUAAUAUUUUUGGAUAUACCAGUUUAUCCAUUUAUCAGUGUACGAGGAUUUUUUUUUUUCUAGAUUUUGACUACUGAAGAUAAGGCUAGUAUAAACAUUAGUGCUCUCUAUGUGAAUGUAUGUUUCCUUGAUCUUCUGUCAGUAACUUAGAGUGUAAUGUCUGGGUCACAGGGUAGGUAAAUGUUUUACUUUUGAUUCUACAUUUUGCAUCUUCCCAGCAGUGUCUCAGAGUUCCAUUUCCUCUGUUUGGCCAAUCAUUUUAAUUUUAGUCCUUUUAAUAAGUUUUUAGUGUUAUCUCACUUUCUGUUUAAAUUGCAUUUCUGUAAGGAUUCACAAUGGGCAUUUUUUCCAACGUUCAUUUGCUAUCUACAUCUUUGGUAACAUGUCUGCACAUAUCUUUUUACUAUUCUUUGAGCUUUGACUAUUUCCUUUAAGAAACAGGACAGUGAAACAAGUGUGUGUGUGCACAAUUCACAAUGGGAUGGACACUUAUGCUGUACCCUUUUAAAUUUUUUCUGCAUUAUUAACAUAUUCUCCAUCACAUUCUUAAGUCCAGUCAUUGAGGAAUACAAUAAAGUCUUUCUUUGUAGUGGUUUACCCAUUUUCCUGCUUUAUCACCAUCGGUGACCAUUGGUUGGUGGGCUGGAGCAGGUGGCCGAUAACAUUGCAUCAGGAUGGGCUGGGUUAGACUUUACUUUGAGUCCCAAAACCUGGCGGGGCGGAGGGUGGGGUGGUAGUGAUGUAGAGGUCAUUGAUCACACUCCCCAGGUCCUGGUCCAAGCUGCCUAUGUUUAAUUCUUGGAUUCCUGGCCAUAAUAAAGACCCGCAGGCAAAUGCGCCCAUUGGGGGCCUCAGUUUUCUCUUAUGUAUAAUGGGCAUUAGGAGCUGCCCCACCCCUGGUCCUUUGGAAGAUGUGAAGAGCUGUGUCCAUUCCUGUAUAGCUCCACCUGUAGGGGGCAUCCUAGGGCCAGGCACCUGUAGCUCUCCCAGUUACCACCAGACGCCUAUGCUCCCACGUGCGUGCUGGAAAGAAAUGGGGCGUCUCAGAAGCCCAGAAGCCCCUGAUCCAAAUCAGUCCCCAAAAACCACCUGUAAGGAGGAGGGUCUGCACAAUACCAAGGUCUUGGUGUGGAUUCCCCAGCUAGGAAUAUCUGAGCAACUAGCUAGGGCCCCCUGAGCCUGUUUGCUGACUAUGACAUAGAAGCGAUGAUGGGGUUUACUUGAGCUCCUGGGAACAUGAAUAAACGUAACAAAACACUGAGCACUUAUGCCGGAAUCCCAUAGGACUUUGAGUUUGUAUAUGAUGUUUUAUAUCAAGUUUUUAAUAUAAAUAUUUCCAUAACUUUCCUUUUUCACAGUUCUCUCACUGUGCUUAACUCUGAUUUAUUGGCAUUUAUAUUGCAUUAGUAAUACCCUAGUUUUGUUCGUUCUAUAGAGUGCCUCAUAAAUCAAUGUUUACUGUAGAACUUUGACUAAUCCAUCUAUAUAUGACCUAGUUUAUUUUCUCUUCUGAAUCACUCUAUAACUGAAGCCAAGAGCAUGCUUGUCAAUUGGUGGAUUAUCACAGAAAUAUUUUGAUUCAUUUUCAUAUAUACUGGGAGAGCUCUUCUUAUGGACCUCUACUUGCCCUAACUGCUGAAUUAAUUCUCCUCACACCCUCUUAAAACAAAUUCAUGAUGCUUAAAUGCAAAAUGAUGAGUACUAUUAUAAAGGUGUGUUAUUCCACACCAGAGAUUCUUUUCAUAGUUACCUUCUGGGUUCGUUAAGGAUCAUUUUUUUCUUUCCUAAAAAUUCAAUGCAGGUUUUAUUUAAAAUUUAUAUUGUUUAAUAUGAUGUAAACAACAGAUGAUAGUUGGAAAAACAAAAAGCAUUCUUAUUUUAAUGAAUAUUCAUUUGAGUGCACUGGAAAGCUUCCAAAUACAUUUUUUAAAAAUUCAGUGAAAUGUGGCUGGUAAAAGUGUAAGUGAUAAAGUAUUAAGUAUUCUAUAAGUUUUCUACAAUUAGGAUGUUUUUGAAACAUUUAAAAUUUUCAGUCUACUUUAGCUCUGAAUGGGUUAAAGGGAAGUUUUUAAAUCAAAAUGAAAUCACAAUGAAACUUUUGUAUAGGUGUGUGUGUGUGUGUGUGUGUGUGUGUGUGUGUUUGUAUCUUCAUAUAUUGGAUAGUUUCCACAAAAAUUGUUUUAAAAUUUUGCCUAGUAUUUUAUGGCUUGUGUGAAUACUGAAAAUAUCAGUUCUGUUUUACAUCCUGUGUUAUUUUUGUGGUUAAUUUUUUAGUUGUAUUUUUGUAUUGUGCAUAUAUUUUUAUUUUUAAAAAGUGAAAAGCAUAUUUUGUGGCUUUAAAUUGAGAUCUUGUUUUGUAAUGACUUGGACAUUUAAAACAAUUUUUUUUAAUGUUUAUUUAUUUUAGAGAGAGACAGAGUAUGAGCAGGGGAGGGGCUGAGACAGAGGGAGAUACAGAAUCCAAAGCAGGCUCCAGCCUCUGAGCUGUCAGCACAGGGCCUGACGUGGGACUUGAACUCACCAACGGUGAGACCAUGAACUGAGCUUAAGUCGGACACUUAACCAACU
This is a messenger RNA of Acinonyx jubatus (cheetah), 7757 nucleotides long. Its product is annotated as zinc finger protein 418-like. The transcript is spliced from 3 exons. Lineage: Eukaryota; Metazoa; Chordata; Mammalia; Carnivora; Felidae. Gene Ontology annotation, biological process: negative regulation of transcription by RNA polymerase II. Gene Ontology annotation, molecular function: DNA-binding transcription repressor activity, RNA polymerase II-specific. The record is from RefSeq and is a predicted model, not a curated record. The coding region runs from base 219 to 3182 and encodes 987 amino acids.